AUGAGUGAUUCUUCGGUCUUAAAAACGUUCUUAAUUCAGUAUGUGGGCUGUAUUCCGGUCACUAUCUCCUUUAAGUCCCUCAGCUUCCAGGAACGAACUCAGAUCACUCGGGAAUGUAUAAUUCGUGUUUGUGAAGAUGUCGGGCUUCGUAUUCCCCCUGCUCGACCUGUUUCAAGCAACGGUCUCUCGAAAUUCAUCGGAAGGGGUACUGAUCUUGCCUGGACUCGUCAAAGUGUUCGUCUCACUAUCUCUGUUGAAGGUGUCACUGUUCAGGAUUUUCAUUCUGAUCAGGUAAUUUUGGUUUAUUUGUCGAACUUUAUUUUCAUUUUCUUCCAUUUUCUCCAUUUUCUUAAUUUCUUUCAAUGA
Rodentolepis nana is the source of this 366-nucleotide messenger RNA. Lineage: Eukaryota; Metazoa; Platyhelminthes; Cestoda; Cyclophyllidea; Hymenolepididae. The record is from the annotation of a GenBank genome assembly.